GCCGCAUGCUCAAAGUGUAAUAAACGCGUAACAGAUUCGCAGUCUCGGAGUAUGUCCCACUAUUUCAGUCACAUACGGAGACAGCCAGGCAAUGGAGGGUGUUCCUGUGGCAACAGUUUCGUCAUACAAAACGUACACACAGCAGCAGGCCCCAGUACAGACGGGACAACGCAGGAGCAGACGCGCUCAGUACAUUGCGGCAAUCGUAGUGAACUUGGCGACAUUCUCGUAUGGAACUUGCGUAGGAUGGCCUUCGUCAGCAAUACCAACACUACAGUCCAGUGAAGUUCCUACGGGCAAGAACCCUGUGACUGAAGACGAGGCUUCAUGGAUAGGAUCACUCAUGUUUGUGGGGUUUCUAUGUGGGACCCCUAUAUUUGGUUACAUCUCAGAUAAAUUUGGUCGGAAAGUUGCUGGCUUAUUGAUAGCAGUUCCUGCCAUUAUCAGCUGGCUCGUCAUCAUCCUCUGUAGCAGUAUACAUCUCAUUUUCGUAGCCAGGUUCCUCUCUGGUUUAAGCACCGGUGGCGUUCUACUUCUGGUUCCAAUAUACGUGGGCGAAAUCUGCGAAGACAGCAUCAGAGGAACUCUAGGGUCAUAUCUGGCAAUAUUCGGAAAUAUCGGCGUUCUUUUCUCUUAUGUUAUCGGUUCUUACACUUUAUACCAUGACUUCGCAAUAAUAUGCCUCUCUCUACCUGUUCUAUUUCUCGUCACGUUCUUGUGGAUGCCCGAAACACCGAUCUAUUUGUUACGAAAGGGCGAAGUCAAAGAGGCUAAGAGAUCCUUGGAAUGGUUUCGUGGAGGGAAAGGAAAAGACCUUGAAGAAGAGCUGACCAAGAUGUCACUCUCACUUAAGGAAAUACAAGAAAGGAAUUCCUGCAGGAGCUUGUAUAAAGAUCUGUUACUAGAUCGAGGUGUGAGACGAGCCUUGAUCAUCGGCAUUGCCGUAUCUGCUACGCAAAUGCUGUCAGGUGCCUAUGUAAUUCUCACCUACACUGCGCCUAUUUUCCGCAUGACCGGAAGUGAGCUAUCGCCUCAAGUAUCAAGUAUGAUAGUCGGCUCGCUUCUCGUGGCUGCGUCCAUUUUGGCCUGUCCUCUGAUGGACCGUGUUGGCCGGAAGGUUCUUCUCGUGUUCUCUGAAACUGUAAUGGGGAUUUGUCUCAUUGCCCUGGGAGCUUACUUCUACUUGCAAGAUCAAGGUGUCGACCUGACCAAAGCCGGCUUCAUCCCAGUCGUGUGUUUGGGGUUGCAUCUCUUCUCCUCCGCAGCAGGCAUUGGGCCGGUGAAUAUGGUGCUCCUCUCAGAAUUAUUCCUACCACACGUCAGAAGCACAUCGGCAAGUAUCUCCACCUUCGUGAUGGCAUUCACGGCAAUUGUUGUCACCAAGUUCUACAGUGAUCUCAACAAUGCCAUUGGAAUUUACGGCUCAUAUUGGUGCUUUGCCGUGUGCUGCUUCCUAGGCGCAAUCUUUUCAGUAACUUAUGUUCCAGAAACUAAAAACAGGGAUGUAUAUAGUAUUUAUGCUGAGCUUAGUGGGAAAGAAUCCAGCAUAAUACCGGUGAAGAAAUCGUACAAUAUGCGGGACACACCAAAGGAGUACAGAGUGCAGGGAAUCUUACCGAACGCCAAAUCACCAUCAUCCGAACACGAUAUAUGUGCCCAUUAAAGAUGUACAGGAUACUUAAAAAUAUUAUAAAAUGUAUCAAAUUUGUAUAAAUCGUUCGUUUCUUUAUUCUAAAAUCCCAUAAAUUUGGACUUAAUUCACUAACCCGUUAAAAUUUAUUUCACUUUUAAUCUUCACUAAAUAUACGCGAGAUCUGACCGGAGCUCGUCACCACGUACAUUAUAGUAGAUGGAAAAACGUGUAAAAAAUAGUACCAUUAGUUUAAGAAUAUUUUACAGUUAUAAUUUCUGAUUUUAGGAAUAAUGUUGCAAAAUUACAUUUACAUUCACUACAGGGUUCAAAAGGAAUUAAUAAUAAUAUAUUGAGACUUUGGCUUUUAUUCGAUUUUAAAGUUAUUAAUUGUAGAAGUGCGGGAACAUUGAAAACAGUUACAAAGUAGUGUAACAAAAACUGUAAAGAGUUUACUGUUGAGCGGGUCUUUUCUCAUAGGUUCUUUUAGUCACUAUUCUUCCUUUUCAACGAUAAGUUGCUUUUGGCAUCGUGAUGCGUGAAAAACACAAAGUAACAAAGGGAAAUGUAGCUUCGCUUAACCCACAACUGUAUAACGCGUCAACUAAAGCGUCAGUUAUGGCGUUGGUCCGCUCAUGUGGGACUACUGAACCGCUCAAGGCAGCCAACUUAUGGAAAACUACAGUGUUGGCAACUCUAAUUCUUCUCAAAAAGUAUUUCAAUAAUCGAAAUGAAUAAAACUGGAUUCAUAUUUUUCAUAAAUAUAAG
Molecule: messenger RNA, 2398 nt
Organism: Cryptotermes secundus
Lineage: Eukaryota; Metazoa; Arthropoda; Insecta; Blattodea; Kalotermitidae
Product: facilitated trehalose transporter Tret1
Exons: 2
Coding region: 92-1663 (523 amino acids)
Biological process (GO): transmembrane transport; carbohydrate transport
Cellular component (GO): membrane
Molecular function (GO): sugar transmembrane transporter activity
Source: RefSeq, a predicted model, not a curated record